GUCCCGUGCCCGCACGCCUCCCCUCCCCUCCCCUCCACGGUGGUUGGAGCCGUACUUGCGUCCAUUAUAGAGCCACUUCAUCAUCUCCCACAGUCCCAAGAUCCCAAACCCCAUCCCCUGUCCCGAAAUCCAGAAGCCAGCUCAAUCCCUGUACGUGCGCCGCAAUGGAGGCGAGCAAGCUCAAGGCGGCCAGGCUCCUGGAGCAGAUGAGCGCCCACCUCGCCACCGACGCCGGCAAGGAGAUCUGCGACAAGGUCGGCUUCGUCUACCAGCUCCACAUCUCACCCAAGAAGAUGGGCGUCGACGAGGAGAUCUUCGUCGUGGACCUCAAGAAGGGCUCCGUCUCCACAGGGCCGUACGCGGGGAAGCCUGACGCGAGCUUCACCUUCACGGACGACGACUUCCUCGCCAUCUCCAGCGGCAAGCUCAACCCGCAGAUGGCAUUCAUAAGGGGUAAGCUGAAGAUCAAGGGGAGCAUAAGCGCGGCGCAGAAGUUCACGCCUGACAUCUUCCCCAAGCCCUCCAAGCUGUAGAAGUCUGAAUUACCAUGUCAUACCCAUCUGUUAAUAAAGGUUUUGGCUAUAUAUGUUUCUUGAUGGCAACUGUGGUGUGAGCAAAGGGAGGGGAUUGUUACAGUUCAAAAAAAAAGGAGGGGAUUGUUGCUGGUGAGAGUUUGUGUACCUAAACCACCACACGAACAACAUAGUUUCAGUGUUUCAUGGUCUGGAUCGGUUCGCGUCUCACUUUACUCGAGUUCAUGGAUAGAAAAACAUAGUGGUGUGUAUUCUGAUGAUAUCUGAACUGAAGAAAGCUAGUCACUUUUUACUCCUAAAGAUUGUGCUCGAUUCGCCAUGUACUGGCACUUCUGAAGGUGUUAUCUUUAUCUCUCCCACGAGAAGUAUAUCAGCAAGCAUGAAAUGAACCAACAUA
Molecule: messenger RNA, 930 nt
Organism: Lolium rigidum
Lineage: Eukaryota; Viridiplantae; Streptophyta; Magnoliopsida; Poales; Poaceae
Product: sterol carrier protein 2-like
Exons: 4
Coding region: 165-533 (122 amino acids)
Cellular component (GO): cytosol
Source: RefSeq, a predicted model, not a curated record